This is a messenger RNA of Styela clava, 1838 nucleotides long. RefSeq names its product intelectin-1-like. The record is from RefSeq and is a predicted model, not a curated record. Gene Ontology annotation, molecular function: oligosaccharide binding. Lineage: Eukaryota; Metazoa; Chordata; Ascidiacea; Stolidobranchia; Styelidae.
CUUCAAACAAGCGGACAAGUGAUAACAAUAAGUUCAAGAGAUUCGGACGACGACACAAUUUAGUCAUAAAGAUACAAACCGCAUGUUAUCGUAUAAAACCUGGUAACGUCAGUCAAGAUACUUCUGUGCAAGAGUUCAGAACUUUCGUAUGACAAGUGGGAGAAGAUAACAGAACAAUGAAUUUCAUACUGAUAUAUGUACUGCUAAGCGUCGUCACCAUCUCAUCAGUUAGUUCACAAACAACGAAUGCGACUGAGACGACAACUGAGGCACAAACAACAACACCCCCUCCAACUUUAGAGGAUUUUGCAGGAUGUAGUUCCAUCUUAAAAAAAUUUGGAGAACCAGAGAAUGGUCUGUACACCAUCGUGGAUAAAAGUGGUUCCAUGUAUCGUACUUACUGCGAUAUGGAAAUUGACGGAGGUGGAUGGACACUAGUGGCAUCCGUACACGAGAACAAUAUCGACGGCAAAUGCUCUGUCGGGGAUAAAUGGUCCAGUCAACAAGGAACCGCCGUUCCGUUAAACGAAGGAGAGCAAUUUUGGGCAAACACAGCAAUUUGGGGAUUGGUAGAAUCUGCAACUAGUGAUGACUUCAAAUGUCAAGGAUACUUUAAUCUUCCAGCGAAGGACAUUAUGAUAUGGCACGUACCGAAUGAUACCCCGUAUUACGAUUUCAGUGAUAAAGCAUUCUUGAAGUAUCGUACUAACUCUGGAUUUCUUGAACAUUAUGGUUGGAAUCUGUAUCACCUGUUCAAAGAUUAUUAUCCACUGCGUCAAGGUCAUUCUGACGACAAAGACGGACCUGCUGAAAUGAUAGUAUGGGACAAAGGCAACAACGAAACAAUGUUCAACAACACUGCUCCUAAUAUGAGAGAACAUACAGAACCCGGUUUCAUUCAGUUCCGGGCAAUCGACCGAUCGUAUGCUGCAUUUGCGUUAUGUCCUGGAGUCAUGAUAAAGGAAAGCAACCUUGACCCUGCGUAUGCUUGUGUAGGUAGUGUAGGGUAUGCAGCAACAUCUACAUAUCAAUGCGGAGACUUUGCCGGUUGGGAUGGGAAAGGCAAAAACCCGAAAUGGUCUGCCAGCAAGAAAAUGCGUGAAUCAUCGAUUCUUAUCUUUUAUCGAUAGAACUCCGAACACCCAAGUUACCAAAUUCGCUGAAUUUUUAUGCAUAACAUCUACAUUUUUUCAGUUCUACGUAAUAAUAGUUGUUGCUCUAUCGUCGAAGUAGGGAAAGCUAAUAACCACAGAAAUCCGUCAAAGCUUCUUUCUACUCGAGCCGAAACACCUAUAAACUGACUGUCUAGGUUUUAUUCGCGUAAUUGUCGUAUUGAGACUUUAAUAUUUUUUCUUCUUCGGCCUUUUGUGAAAUGAACAAGACAAAUUGCAGCUUUUAUAUAAAAAAAAUAAAAUUGUUUUGAAUGAAUAUUUUCAAUUUUAAUGUUUCAUAAUUGGGCUAGAAAUGUGGAAACUGUCCAGAAAUUUCACUGUUUUAUAACCCUUCUUAAUUUUACUUCAAUGCGGACAAAAUUAUUCUUCGACUUGCCGAUUAUAAAAUUGCGAUGCAUUACUCUUUGUCUUCGACGAGCAGCGCUGAACUAGACUAGUGAUGAGUUUCGACAGAUGUCGUAAAUUUAAUGACUAGUAAUAAAAUAACACUGAUUAUCGUUCAUUCGUAGCAGUAUGGCUACUUAGUAACUGUUUUCAAUUUCGUAAUUUUCCAUUAUAUGAGUUUGAAUUUUAUUAAAACGUGCAUGUUCGGUGCUUUUCUUGAUGACCAAGUUUAGAUUCAUUUCAAUAAAUCAUGUUAAAAUAAAACUCAAGUUUAUAUCAAGA